Cajanus cajan (pigeon pea) is the source of this 3454-nucleotide messenger RNA. The record is from RefSeq and is a predicted model, not a curated record. NCBI's taxonomy places the organism in Eukaryota, Viridiplantae, Streptophyta, Magnoliopsida, Fabales, Fabaceae.
ACGAGGAAGUUAGCAGGAGUAGACGCAUGAUUCGAGAGAGGGGGAGAAUGAAGGGAAAAGCACUUGAAAAGAGAACCUUUCCCUCUUCUCUUCCCACACUUGACUUCACUCAUAUAUCCUUCUCAUUCCAAACCCCAUUGCGUGCCUACUCAAGGUCACUUCUUUUUCUCUCUUCAAUGCAAUCUCUUUUAACUGCUUUUCUAUCCUAUUCUGAUUCUUCCCCACCAUUAGCUUCAAUAUUCCGCGCUUAAUUUCAUUCCUUUCCUUUUCCCCCAUGCUUCUUCUAUUACCAUCACUAUCAAUGCUUGCUUCGCCUUCCUCUUCGCCCUUUUAACAUCGCUCUUUCAAUACUGUGGAAGCAAACCAGUUUUUAUUUAUUUAUUUUAAUAUUUGGUUCCAAUUUUGACGCCAGUGCAACCAUUGUUCCUUAUACUGGAUAGUGGAUGGUCUGAGCUUUUGUCAUGGAAACAAGAGAACAUGUUGUUGCACCUAAAAAACCAAUCCUUACGCCCAAGGCUAUAAUACACCAAAAUUUUGGCAAUAAGGCUUGCUAUGUGGUGGAGGAAGUGAAGGAGGUUCAUCAAACUGAAUGCCCAGGAUUGAAUAUUCCGCAAAUGGGACCUUGCCUUUACCGUUGCACAUUGCAGCUUCCAGAACUUUCUGUCAUCUCAGGAAUCUUCAAGAAAAAGAAGGAUGCAGAGCAAUCUGCAGCAGAGAUUGCUAUAGAGAAGCUUGGCAUUUGUCCAGAAACCAUUGAUCCCACUCCACAAGAAGCACAGGAAAGUUUAGUAGCUCGGAUUGCCUAUAUAUUUUCUGAAAAGUUUCUUAUAUGUGAUCAUCCACUCAGUGGUCACAUUCGAGCAACUUUGUGGAGGGAAGGUGAUCUUUGUGGAUUGGUUCCUCUUUCUGUCAUUGCUGUAUAUGAUGCAAAGAUUUUUAGCUUGUGUAGAUGUAUCAAUCCUGAGGUGGAGUCAGACCCAUUUUUGGUUAUUUCAUACAUAAUGAGGGCCACUGCAAACUUAUAUCAGUUUCUUGCUACUUCUGAACGACAUCUCUGGAUUAGAAGGCAGAGUCCAUAUCCACAAGAUAUUAUAGAGUCAUUAAUGAAAGAAGAUGAUGGUUCACAAGAAUGCAUUCAAGUUGCUGCCAUACGCAUUCCUAGUUCAGUGGAACAAUCUAUUGAAGAUUUGACACUUCAUAUUUCUUUAAAAGAAUACUACCUUGAUAUCAUUGCAAAUGAACUUGGUUUUCAAGAUGCUGCCAAUAUUCUGAUUUCUAGGAGUUUGGGUAAAGCUUCUUCUGAGACAAGACUUUUCUUUGCUGCUCCAAAAUCAUAUCUACUGGAUCUAUAUUCUAACUUUCCAAAUGGAAAAGAAACCCUUUAUUUUAAGGGAUCUCUGAAUGCAAGGGCAAGUUACUUUGCCGGGCAAAAUAUAAUUGGAGAUGCAAUAUUAGCAACCAUUGGAUAUACGCGGAAAUCUAGAGAUCUUUUCUAUGAGGAUGUAACAGUUCGAUUAUAUUACAGGAUGCUUCUUGGGAAGACCCCAGGCGGCAUUUAUAAAUUGUCCAGAGAGGCAAUACUUGCAUCUGAGUUGCCAUCAAAAUUCACAACAAGAGCAAACUGGAGGGGUUCCCUUCCCAGGGAUAUACUUUGUAUGUUUUGCCGCCAGCACCGUUUGUCUGAACCUCUCUUUUCCAUUACAUGUCAUCCUUUCAAUACAUUGUCUGGAUUGUCUGGAUUGUCAGGAUCAUGUUUGAAGGUUGCAGAGUCCUGUGGGAAUGUGAUUGAAUCUGUCAAUGGGGUUUCUGUAACAACUCCAAAGAGUUCAGAUUCAGAGUUGUUUAAAUGUGAAAUAAAAUUGUUUUCUAGACGUGGAGAUUUAAUACUUCAGUGUUCCCCAAAGGAUUGUUAUAAGAAGCAGAAUGAUGCUAUUCAGAAUGCUUCAUUGAAACUUCUAUCAUGGCUAAACAAGUGUUUUAAGAGUAUGAUUGUCCCUUUUGAGCAGCUUUGUCAGACUGCAGACAACUUUAAUAUCCAGAUUUAUUAUGAAAACAUUUUCACAGAUAUUUUUGUGGGCCAAUCAACUCACAAUGGUCAGCUUGAUGCAAUUCAAUGCAAUAAAUUAGUUGAAUCAAUAUAUAGGAAUUCAUCAUGUGACAUGCUGGGAAAUAUAGUGAACUCAUUAAAGAUUGAAGGUCCAUAUUCUGGUGUCUGUCCAUGCAAUGGAUCUUUACCUUGUAUAAGGUAUUCAGUUUCUUUGGCUGUGGAGGGUGAAAAUGUGAAAGAAGUUAUAGAAGUUUGUGAUGAGUUUGAGUUUGAAGUGGGACUUGGUGCUGUGGUUUUCUAUAUUGAGGAAGUUGUGACGCAGAUGUCUGUUGGCCAGUAUGCUCAUUUCACUACAAAUUUACUCACUUCUGAUUUGAUUUUUGCUUCAGCUGAUGAUUCAGUCAAAAUGCCUUCCUUGUUAUCUUCUAAAGACUGUUGUUUGGAAUACGAAAUAAGUUUGAUCAAGGUCACUGAACCUCCUGAGGAGAGAAUGGAGCAGGCUCUUUUCAGCCCCCCACUUUCAAAGCAACGGGUGGAAUUUGCAGUGCAACAAAUUCUAGAAUCUCAUGCUUCUACAUUGAUUGAUUUUGGAUGUGGAUCUGGAAGCUUGUUGGAAGCAUUAUUAAAUUACCCAACAUCUUUGGAGAAAAUGGCUGGUGUUGAUAUUUCACAGAAGGGUCUUAGCCGUGCUGCAAAGAUUCUUAAUUCAAAAUUAGUCACAAAUUCAGAUGCUGGUGGACAAUGGACAAGCAUAAAAUCAGUAAUUCUUUAUGAAGGUUCAAUUACAAAUUUUGGCUCUCAGUUGCAUGGAUUUGAUAUUGGUACUUGUUUAGAGGUGAUUGAACAUAUGGAUGAAGAUCAAGCUUGUUUAUUUGGGGAUGUGGCAUUAAGUUCUUUUCGUCCAAGAAUUCUCAUUGUUUCUACACCAAAUUUUGAAUACAACGUAGUACUUCAGAGGUCGAAUCCUCCAAGCCAAGAACAAGAGGAAUCAGACGAGAAAACCCUCUUACAGUCAUGUAAGUUUCGUAAUCAUGAUCACAAAUUUGAGUGGACCAGAGAGCAAUUCAGACAAUGGGCAUGUGACUUAGCUGCUCGGCACAAUUACAAAGUGCACUUUAGCGGGGUUGGUGGUUCGGCUGAUGUUGAACCCGGCUUUGCUUCUCAGAUUGCUGUGUUUAAAAGGGAUUGGAAACUUGAAGAUGAUGUACUGAAGCAUGCUGAUGAACACCAUUAUAAUGUAAUAUGGGAAUGGAAUCGUAAAAUAGAAUAAAUCAUUUAAAAACUAUACACUGAAAUUCGUAGUCCAUUUAGGUAAACAAGAUUGCUGGUGUUUUUAUAGCUGAGAAGCAAGAUAUAAUUAGAAUUGAUGCGAAAAAAGGGCAGGAGAAAUGAAACAUUUUUUUGGUA